CAGCACAGCUCCACAGUACUCUGCCAUUCUAAAUAGUUACAGAAAAAAUGUGAAAAAGUCUUAAUCAGUUUAUGUGGACAUGAGAACCUGUGGGUAAAAUAGGUAAAAGAGAACAACUUCCAGCAAAGAUGAGGCAGAACAUGUUUCAAGAGGGGCUGUACCAAGUUUUUUUUAAGGACACACCUCCGCCCAGCCCCACCACCCAGACCAGUGACACCAGUAAUGAGGAGCUAACAAAUGUUAGGAUUCAUCGUUGGUUUGGGACGGUGGUAAACACAAGGCUUUUACUGACUGGGUUGAUUCAGGUCCUCAGCGCCACGGCUUGCAUCCUGACCACAGUGAGCCAUGCCUGUUUGAGGUACAACUGUUCGGUCACCAUGGUAACUCCUGUAUGGUCAAGCUUAUCUUACAUAGCUGCUGGUUGCCUGGCAGUGGAGGUCCAGCGGAAAGCUAAUAACAUAAAGAUCAUUAUUCUUAUGGCGCUGAAUGUUUUCAGUCUGCUUUUUGGAUUUGCUGCUCUGCUGGCCAAUAGUCUUGCAAAGGUGGAACCUGAAGCCCUGGAUUCAAACCAGCAGCGAGCUGGUUCCAAUGUUGUGAAGGCGAGCUACAUUGUGUUCACCUCUCUGUGUUUCCUGGGAACCGUCUACAUUCUGUUCCUGUGCUGGAGAGGCCUGCGCCGCUACAGUUCUCAUAAUUUGAAGGCCUACACCUGUAUCUCACAGGAUCCCGAGGACACCAAUGGAUUGCUGGUGGAACAAGAAGACCUGAAUCUGUGAAGCCCAGAGGAAUGAAAUCUUCAUAUUAAUUUUAUGAAAACGUUAUUGGCUAAGUUAUUGUUGAAUGCAAAGCACUGUGAGAACCCUGUCAACAUAAUAUAUUUAUAAAAAACAACUAAAUACUACAGUUUCACUUCUAUGGGAUUCUGGAAAAAAACAGAACAAAGUGAUAAUAGGUUAUAAACAGGUUAUGAAAUCUAACGUAAACUAAGGGUUGAUUUUGUUAGUCUCUGCAUAAACCUGUGAGAUAGAGUUUAUUUUCACUCUCCCAGACGUUGCAUCGAUAUAGACACUAGAGGGCAUCAAUGUUGAAGUUGUACGUAGUAACUGAGUAGGAUUCAU
Messenger RNA from Cyprinodon variegatus (sheepshead minnow), 1118 nucleotides. RefSeq lists its product as uncharacterized. The record is from RefSeq and is a predicted model, not a curated record. Bases 129 to 776 code for a protein of 215 amino acids. Lineage: Eukaryota; Metazoa; Chordata; Actinopteri; Cyprinodontiformes; Cyprinodontidae. Gene Ontology annotation, cellular component: membrane. The transcript has 7 exons.